Paramecium pentaurelia is the source of this 1401-nucleotide messenger RNA. The record is from the annotation of a GenBank genome assembly. Lineage: Eukaryota; Ciliophora; Oligohymenophorea; Peniculida; Parameciidae.
UAAUGGUUUCUGCAUAUUCUAUAGGAACUGCAAAAAGGGAUAGUCCUAUCAAAAAUUUAGUUCCAGCCCCAAAUACUUACUCAUUAAAUAAUUAACCAACCUCUCCUUAAUGGACGUAUAAUAAUUAUCAAUAAUUAAUAGAAUCGGAGGAAAAGUAAAGAGAGAAAUAAGAAUUAAAUCAUGCACUCCUGGACCAGGUUAAUAUCCUUAAAAAUCUUUAAUCAAUGGUGCACCUUGUUGUACAAUUAAAGGUAGACUUAAAGAGAAAGUUAUUUCAUAAUCUCCUGGACCAGGGAAUUACAAAGAAGAAUAAUUCUUAACUGUUCAAAAAAGAAUCCCUUCAUAUAGUAUGGGUGUAAAGAUUGAUAAAAUUAUCAAAAAUUUUGUUCCAGGUCCUGGAACUUAUGAUUUAAAUUAGACUUAUUAAACAACAAUUUCGAGUAAAUUUCCUAUUGAAAAAAGAAUAAAAACUAUGGAAGAUGGAUCUAAUUCGCCAGGACCAGGAUGUAUACUUUAAUAAUUAUAUUAGAAUACAAUCUCACAAACCAUAAUAAAUUUUCACCACAUAAAUCAUAACCUUCAUGGGGAUUUGGAUCAAAGAAUAAUUUUAAAAUGCAUCAAUCGUUAGAUAUGGGUUCCCCUGGCCCAGGUAUGUAUGAAUUAAAAAGUACAUUGACACAAUAGAGUUUCACACUAAAACCAAAAUUAAAAACUUAAGAAUGUGAUAAAUCAAUACCAGGACCUGGUAAAUAUUCUCCUGAUGUAUCUUUUAUUAAAUCUUCAUAACCUGUAUUCAAAAUGGGAAAAGAGCCUAGAAUUCCAUCAUAAAAAAUUACCCAAGAUCCUGGACCUGGAAGAUAUUAUUAUGAGUAAUUUUAAUAAUUAUUUUUAUUUUAGGAAUUAUGAUGUAAGAAGUAAGAAAACAUAACCUUGUUACAGUUUAAGUAAAGCAAAUAGAAUAUCAAUGGCUGAAAAUGAAUCAUAAUUUGUGCCUGGACCAGGAGCAUAUGAUGUCCCUCCUUAAAAAUUAGGUAAUAUUACACUUAAAGGAGUAAAACCUUAUAUGAGACCUCAGACUAUACCAGGACCAGGUUAUAUUAAAUUUAAUAAUAGGAACUUAUAAUCCAUAAGAUAAAUUAUGUUAUUCUUAUGAUGGAUCUGUCAAGAUAGUUUAGGAUAUUAAAUAGAAUAAGGCUUAACCAUCUGAAAAAAUUCCAGGACCUGGUGCAUAUGAAUUUAAAUCUAUUUUAAUGGGACCCAGUUGGGGAUUUGGUAAACCAAAUAAAAGAAAACCAAUUUAUAAUAUAAAUAACAGUCCAGGGCCUGCUGCUUAUGAUGUACCAUCUAAAUUUGCUGAUGUUCCAAAGUACUUAAAUUGUAAACCUAAAUUCUAAGUUUGAA